AUGAAGUUCUUCCUUUUUACCUGCCUUUUGGCUGUUGCUCUUGCAAAGCAUGAGAUGGAACAUGUCUCCUCCAGUGAGGAAUCUAUCAACAUGUCCCAGGAAAAAUAUAAGCAGGGAAAGAAUGUGGUCCUUCAUCCUAGCAAGGAGAACAUUUGUUCCACAUCCUGUGAGGAACCUGCUGAAAUUCCCAGGGAGAAAGUUAAGGUUACUGUGGAAGAUAAGCAAUACCUGAAACAACUGAGCAAAAUAAGUCAGUUUUAUCAGAAGUUCCCCCAAUAUAUCCAGGCUCUAUAUCAAGGUGCAACUCUUAUGAACCCAUGGGUUCAAGUUAAGAGAAGUGCUGAGCCCUUUAUUCCCACUGUGGAAAAUUCAAAGAAGACUGUUGAUAUGGAAUCAACCGAAGUACUCACUAAGAAAACUACAUUGACUGAAGAAGGAAAGAAUCGCCUAAAAUUUCUGGACAAAAUCAACCAAUAUUAUCAGAAAUUAACCAGGUCCCAGUAUCUCAAGACUAUUUCUCAGUAUCAGAAAACUAUGAAGCCGUGGAAUCACGUUAAGACAAAUGUUAUCCCCUAUCUGGAUUACAGCGGCAAUCCUGACAGUCCUUACCCAGUUAACCCAACUCUGAAUAUUCCUUAUCCCAUACCAGACAGUGAUUUCACUCCUCCUGUCUAUCCUACAAGGAAUAAGUUCCCCAAUUACCCUGGGAAUCCUGACCGUGAUGCCGGGGUACCCUCAUAUCCCUGGGUUCUCACUGCUCCUGGAGCCCUCCUCUACCACAUUUCUAGUUUUCCCAUACCUUCUUGGUUGUCCCAUCAUCCACCCCCUCCUUGGGCUUUCCGCCUUCUUCCUCCCUCAAAAAGACCUAUGGGACCUUAUUUCCCACCUGAUACAGCUGCACCUACUGCAGCCGAUCCAUAUGUACUUAAGUCUCUUGCCCCACCUACUACAAACCCACCUUCUAUCCCAGAGACUGAGCCACCUGCUGUGACAGAGCCUGAUGAAGCAGAAAUUGCAGCAGCUGCCCCAGGACCUCAGUCCUCUAUUUCUCUUGACCAGGAAUAA
Globicephala melas (long-finned pilot whale) is the source of this 1065-nucleotide messenger RNA. It is a transcript of the gene PRR27, whose product is annotated as proline rich 27. NCBI's taxonomy places the organism in Eukaryota, Metazoa, Chordata, Mammalia, Artiodactyla, Delphinidae. The record is from RefSeq and is a predicted model, not a curated record. Gene Ontology annotation, molecular function: zymogen binding; protein homodimerization activity. Gene Ontology annotation, cellular component: extracellular region.